AUUAUGUAUGCAGUGCGAGAUAUGGAUUCUUUCCAAGACGGGGAAACAUUCACGACCGCAGACGGCGCAAUAUUGACCGUGAAGAAGAUUAAAAAUGUUGUGUACGUGGACGGCGGCGGAGUCCGCGCCAAGGUGACGACGUCGGAUAUCGGCUGCACCAACGGCGUCAUACAUCUCGUCAACAGUGUUCUCUUCCAGCGUGACUUCACCAUCUGGGACGCAGUCAUGGGCAACAACCAGCUGAGCAAUAUGAAGCAAUUGAUUAGCAAGAACCAGGACCUAAUUGCGACCUUAGGCGCUACAAGAAACGGACCAAUGACGGUGUUCCUGAUAAGCGACGCUGCCUUGAAUAAUCUCCCCAGCGACACGUUCGAACAUUUUACGUCAAACUACAAUUUGAUAGUCGAAGCGCUGCAUGGAUCGAUUGCACAAGGGGUUAUCCUGAGCUUCACCCUAAUAACGGGCGAGAUUGAUGUCUCUACGUUAGCGAGCAUAACUAUCACACUGCAUCAUACCGAGACAGGUUUGUACAUAGUCGGAAGUCGGAUUCGCGCUGAUGUAGUGAUCGAGGACAUCUUGUGUUCUAACGGCGUCUUACAUAUCACCGACAAACUACUACACCUUCCGACCAGGAACAUUGUGGACGAAAUGGCGGUGCAACCUGGCCUUGGGGUUAUGACUGGAAUUCUCGAUGCCAUUCCGUCUCUGAAACAAAUUCUGAAGGACACGAGUAAAACAUUCACCAUGUUCGUGCCCAGUGACGACGCGUUCACACUGCUACCCGCCCAUCGGGCUCAGAAGCUGCAAGACCCCUUCUUACUGCAACUAUUCGAAUACUUAUUACAUAUUUCACUAUAUUAA
Dreissena polymorpha is the source of this 861-nucleotide messenger RNA. RefSeq lists its product as uncharacterized. The transcript has 6 exons. The record is from RefSeq and is a predicted model, not a curated record. Bases 4 to 861 code for a protein of 285 amino acids. Lineage: Eukaryota; Metazoa; Mollusca; Bivalvia; Myida; Dreissenidae.